Molecule: messenger RNA, 1515 nt
Organism: Alternaria infectoria
Lineage: Eukaryota; Fungi; Ascomycota; Dothideomycetes; Pleosporales; Pleosporaceae
Exons: 3
Coding region: 1-1515 (504 amino acids)
Biological process (GO): protein phosphorylation; mitotic DNA damage checkpoint signaling
Cellular component (GO): cytoplasm; nucleus
Molecular function (GO): ATP binding; protein serine/threonine kinase activity
Source: RefSeq, a predicted model, not a curated record
AUGUCUUCGCCAGGGGAUACUCUGCCAGACGUAACUUCAUGGGAGAACGUGCAUCACGGAGUGUCCAAUGGUGAUUUCGCGCGAUUGGUGCCGCAUUCUCCAGCGGCACGCAGACUCUUUGACCAAGUCGUCCGCCUUCUGGAGUCCGAUAGCAGCAAGCUGCAUCAUGUGCGCCAGUACAUUCACUACGAAGUCACGCUGUCCAGCGAAAGUACUGCUGAAAGCAGUUUUGCUGCUUCUACCCCGUCACCUCAGCGCGAAGCCCUCCAAGAAUUUUGCGGUUACUACCGCCUCAACAUGUCCAUUCCUCCUGCGAGUCAAGGCUUAGGCUGGGUUGUGGGAAGCUCAAGACUGAACAAGCCAGAUCACUUUAUCACUGUGGACAGCAGAACCUUUCAACGCGACGACAUAAAGCAGCAGCACGAACGAGAUUUCCAAGCUACCCUUCAACAUGGCACCAGCGUCCGGCUGGGUGAUCUCACUUACGUACUCGUGUACACCGACUUGAGCCAGGAGCAGAAACAACGAGAACUCGAAGAAGCCCUAGCACAGGUCAACGCUAUGCCUCCGAAUUCCGUGAUGCUGCUUUCGCCAACACCAUCCAAGCCAACUAUCGACUACCACGGCUACAGCAUCUAUGAUGCUGAUCACCAUGGCGCCACGAGUUCUGUAUCUUUGGGCUUUGACAAGUCUAACGGCAAGCCAGUCGCAGUCAAGAUGGUCAAAUGCACCGCCUCGCAGUUCGGUGACUUAAGAAGAGAGAUUGGCAUCUUGAGCCGUAUCAGUCAUGAGAACGUAUGCAAGCUUCUUGAGGUCGUAAACUGGGACGCGUCAGCCAAUCCACACGAAUGGCGACAGAAUGAGUGUCUGACUGUGGGUCUCAUUAUGUCACCACCGGCAACUUCUUCCGCGCUGCAAUUACUCCCAAUCUGGAAACGUCUUCCGGAGUCUACUACUUUCCUUCGCGAGUCCAUACGCCAGAUUGGAUCCGGUCUUGCACAUAUUCACAGCCUCAAUAUACUUCAUCGGGACAUCAAACCUGAAAACAUAGGCUAUCGCUCCGAAAGCCCAGUGCACGUCAUCAUCCUCGACUUUGGUUGCAGCGAUCAGGGCCCGCACAGCACUCGCCACAAUCGAGGGACGAUGACAUAUCUCGCUCCUGAGGUCAUGCGAAUAAAGGAAGAAGAGUCUUCGGAGCCCUUCUCGUUUCCAUCAGACGUGUGGAGUCUCGGUGUCACUCUGGUCGACUUUCUCACAGGAAAACAAGUUCAUCGAAAACUAGGCCAGGCGUCAGUCUACAAAUCCUUUAGAGAUAUCAUGGACACAACCGCAGCCAGAGUAGACUACCGAGAAUUCUGGGAUAUUGCGAUCGAACUCUUAGCAUGGGAGGCAGAGCUCCGACCGACGGCGGAGCAACUAGCUCAACGCUUUUCCCACGAGAAACAAAACGAAUCGGAAGUCUCACGUCAACCGUCCCAGAGCGAAGAACAAUUGGCCAAGCGUGUGAAGGUAUAG